This is a messenger RNA of Cheilinus undulatus (humphead wrasse), 707 nucleotides long. RefSeq names its product gamma-crystallin M2-like. The record is from RefSeq and is a predicted model, not a curated record. The transcript has 3 exons. The coding region runs from base 162 to 707 and encodes 181 amino acids. Gene Ontology annotation, biological process: visual perception; lens development in camera-type eye. Gene Ontology annotation, molecular function: structural constituent of eye lens. NCBI's taxonomy places the organism in Eukaryota, Metazoa, Chordata, Actinopteri, Labriformes, Labridae.
AGAAAUGUUGAACGCUCAGUGUCUCUUUUAUGACGUGCUGCUGGCUCAGGAUGUUUCCACAAAAGGCUCGGGCCGCUCAGGUGCUAUAAAGAGCAGCAGCUGCAGCACAGGUAACACACAACAACAGCAUCCAGCAACCAGCCGGGCAACCAGAGAGCAUCAUGACAUCCAGCGGCAUGAACACAACAGGCAGGGUUGUCUUCUUCGAGGACAGGAACUUCCAGGGUCGCUCCUAUGAGUGCAACAGCGACUGCGCCGACAUGUCGUCUCACCUGAGCAGGUGUCAGUCCUGCAGGGUGGAGCGCGGCUGCAUCAUGGUCUACGACCGCGCCAACUUCAUGGGCAACCAGCUGCUCCUGAAGAAGGGCGAGUACGCCGACAACACCAGCCUGGCCGGGAUGAACGACUGCAUCCGCUCCUGCCGCAUCAUCCCCAUGCACCGCGGCUCUUUCAGGAUGAGGAUCUACGAGAGGGAGAACUUCGGAGGAAAGAUGAACGAGCUGGUGGAUGACUGCGAUAACGUGAGCGAGCGUUUCCGGAUGGCGAACUGCCUGUCGUGUAACGUGAUGGACGGACAGUGGCUGAUGUUCGAGCAGCCUCACUACAGAGGUCGUAUGAUGUACAUGAGGCCCGGAGAGUACCGCAACUUCACCAACAUGGGCAACAUGAGGGUGAUGAGCAUGAAGCGUAUCAUGGACUCCAACUAG